Molecule: messenger RNA, 619 nt
Organism: Musa acuminata AAA Group (dessert banana)
Lineage: Eukaryota; Viridiplantae; Streptophyta; Magnoliopsida; Zingiberales; Musaceae
Product: large ribosomal subunit protein eL31-like
Exons: 2
Coding region: 100-465 (121 amino acids)
Biological process (GO): cytoplasmic translation
Cellular component (GO): cytosolic large ribosomal subunit; ribosome
Molecular function (GO): structural constituent of ribosome
Source: RefSeq, a predicted model, not a curated record
CUAUUCCACCUUCUCGCAGCCCUAGGGUUUCGUCAUUGCCGCCGCAGAGACCAACUACUCGAGCUAGGGUUCAUUUCGAGGAGAGCGGCGGCGGCGAAGAUGGUGGAGAAGGGUAAUAAAGGGAGGAAGGAGGAGGUGGUCACGAGGGAGUACACGAUCAAUCUCCACAAACGUUUACAUGGAUGCACUUUUAAGAAGAAGGCUCCCAAGGCAAUUAAGGAGAUCAAGAAGUUUGCACAGAAGGCCAUGGGUACCACAGAUGUCAGGGUUGAUGUGAAGCUCAACAAGCACAUAUGGAGCAGGGGGAUCCGAAGCGUGCCAAGGCGAGUCCGAGUGAGGAUUGCUCGCCAAAGGAACGACGAGGAGGAUGCCAAAGAAGAACUGUAUUCCUUGGUCACAGUUGCGGAAGUUCCACCGGAGGGGUUCAAGGGAUUAGGUACCAAGGUCGUGGAUGAAGCAGACUAAUUUCUGCCGCAAUGGGCACACCACCAGUCAAAAUGAAGUCCUUAUAGGUGAUUUUGAUGCACUGUUCAUGUUUGGACAACGUAGUGUUUCUGUCUUGUUCUUCAUGUUUGCAUGUUUAAGAACUUUGUUAUUGAUCCUCGUGGUGUUUUCUUUC